Molecule: messenger RNA, 843 nt
Organism: Puccinia graminis f. sp. tritici CRL 75-36-700-3
Lineage: Eukaryota; Fungi; Basidiomycota; Pucciniomycetes; Pucciniales; Pucciniaceae
Exons: 2
Coding region: 1-843 (280 amino acids)
Biological process (GO): DNA integration
Source: RefSeq, a predicted model, not a curated record
AUGCGUAUCACUCUUCAAAAUUUCGGCCACGAGUUCCAAAGCAUUGUUACCGAAUUAAUUAAUGCUGGCCAUAAUGAUAACGAAAUCAGACAAUUCCUCCAGGAAAAUCACUCGAUCAUUGUUUCCCAACGCACACUAACCCGACGCAAAGAAGACUGGGGCUUGAUCCUGCAUGCCUCUCAGCAAAUGGCCGACACUGAAGAGCACAUCAAGAAGUAUUUCGACCAAGGCUUGACCUACUCGCAAAUCCAUCAUGCACUAACUACUUCUCACAACUAUACUCACUCCAAGCGUACCCUCCAGAGGAAGAUUACGGCGAUGCAGCUCUCAAGGAGGUUGGACGACUUGGAUACCGCACGAGUGACCAUCGAGGCCGUUGUAUCAUGUGUAAUGCAUCUCCACCUGACUCCAGAGGGAAGGAAUGUUGGCUACCGACGUAUGCGACAGCUCCUCCAGACAAAGUUUGGCAUCACCCUCCACUACCUCACAGUUGCACUCAUCAAUCGUACACUGGACCCCGAUGGUGUGGAAAAUCGAGCCAAGAGGGUACUCAAGCGAAGGGUCUUCAAAACACCAGGGCCCAACUACAUAUGGUCAGCAGACGGUCACGACAAGUUGAAAAAAUUUGGAAUUACUUUAUACGGGUUCAUCGAUGCCUGGAGCCGCAAGAUCCUCGGUAUUUAUGUCCACAUCACCAACAACAAUCCCCGCCACAUCGGUUAUUACUAUCUUCAGCUGGUCAAAGAAAUAGGAGGAAUUCCUCGACGUACAUCUACUGAUAAAGGGACUGAGACAAUUCACCUGGCCGGCCAUCAGAUAAACCUCACAUCAGCAAUACAAUGA